UACCUUUGUUUUAGAUGAACUUUAUAAAAUGAGGCACUUUAAUGCUGUUAAAUGAAGUUUUGGCGGCCCCUGCUGUUUAGUGGUGAACUGCAGUUACGCUACGUUUGGUCUUUCUGAGCCACCGUACCUCAGCAGCGGUCUGUGUGUUCCUGUGCUGCGGCUCGGUGUUAACUGCAGUAGUCACUCCAGUAAAACGGAAGUAAGAAAAGUACAUAUUGUCAUCCAGCCUUCACCACCCUCUGCAGAGCAUUCCUGUCUGCAGCAGAGCAGCUUCCAUGCCACACAUUGAUGCUGGAGCACACGACGCUCUCCACCACACAUCUAUAGAAGGAGGUGAGGACUACGCUCCCGAGUCCAGCUCGUCUCAGCCUCCUGAGGAAGUAGAGCCGCUGAUGUGCCUUUCUGAUAUGCACACCCAAGUACCUGUAACUGUCGACAACUUCCACCGCAGAUCCUCCAAUGUGCAGGGGGAGUUGGGCAUGCUGGCCCCUUCUGAAGUCCACAAUAAUCUCCUUCGUCUUCUUUACGUUGAUGCAGAGGUUGUUUUUUCUGCACCAAUGCUCCAGGUGUUCCACCUCCUGCCUGUAGCUGGACUCCUCUCUGUUCGUGAUGCAUCCAACCACUGCCGUGUCGUCCGCAAACUUCACAAUAUGACAGCCUGGAUGGAGAGAAAUUAAAAUAUUCCAGGGAUUUCCAGGAAUUUCUCCUAAAAUUCAUCACCACAACAAAAAGGAUAUUUAACUAAGAGCAAUGUUAAACUGCUGAAAGAGGUGAAGCACAAGACAUCCUGAAGAAUCUCCAGAACACGCAGAAAUUGUUUGAUACGUUUAACAGAUAAACAAAGCAAAGUCCCGACAUGGAGAAACAUCACCAGCGCAUUCACACAGGAGAGAAACCGUAUUACUGCUCAGACUGCGGGAAGAGUUUUAUUACACAGAGUCAACUCAAAAUUCACCAACGCAUUCACACAAAAGAGAAACCGUAUUACUGCUCUGACUGUGGGAAGAGUUUUAAUCAAGAGGGUCAUCUCAAACGACACCAGCGAAUUCACACAGGAGAGAAACCAUAUUGCUGCUUAGACUGUGGAAAGACUUUUACUGAAAAGAGUGCUCUCAAAAAACACCAGCGCAUUCACACAGGAGAGAAACCGUAUCACUGCUCAGACUGUGGGAAGAGUUUUAAUCGACAGAGUAAUCUCAAAAAACACCAGCGCAUUCACACAGGAGAGAAACCGUAUCACUGCUCAGACUGUGGCAAGAGUUUUACUAAACAGAGUAAACUCAAAAUACACCAGCGCAUUCACACAGGAGAGAAACCGUAUUACUGCUCAGACUGUGGCAAGAGUUUUAAUCUACAGAGUAGUCUCAAAAUACACCAGCGCAUUCACACAGGAGAGAAACCGUAUUACUGCUCAGACUGCGGGAAGAGUUUUAUUACACAGAGUCAACUCAAAAUUCACCAACGAAUUCACACAGGAGAGAAACCGUAUCACUGCUCAGACUGUGGGAAGAGUUUUAAUCGACAGAGUAAUCUCAAAAAACACCAGCGCAUUCACACAGGAGAGAAACCGUAUCACUGCUCAGACUGCGGGAAGAGUUUUAUUACACAGAGUCAACUCAAAAUUCACCAACGAAUUCACACAGGAGAGAAACCGUAUCACUGCUCAGACUGUGGGAAGAGUUUUAAUCAACUGAAUUAUCUUAAAAAUCACCAGCGCAUUCACACAGGAGAGAUAACUAUCUCAGAUGUUCCACUGCAAUAAAAAGUGCAAAUUCUAAAUCGUUGACAGCCAAAGCACCUUAUUCCACCCAGAAUCUUCACUCUGUCACUUCACUCUGUCACUCUGACACAUUCCACCAGAAACAAUCAUGAACUGAAUUUAACAAUGCCUUUGACAGGUUCAGCAAAAUGAAUCUUAUCUGGGGAUGUUGUUUAAUGUAUUCCAUGCUAUGUUUUUCCCAGACAUGUGUAUGUAUAAAGACAUGUAAAAAAAACCUAGAAACUCAGACUUAAGUAAAAGUACAAGUAUAUUUAUUUGAUUAGAAUUUGAAGUGUUAUUUAAGCUUCAUACUUGUACUUGUGUUGCAAGUAGUUUUUCUACAUAUUUGAAUCUAGUACUGAAAGCAAAUUACAACUAAUGUGUUAUGUAGAUAUUAUGGAAAGAACUCAAAAGUUUGAAUAUCAUCUUGUUUAUAUUAUUUCUAAUGUUUAUGUUUACUAAUACUAAUGUCUAAUGCUAGUUUACAGUAACAUCCUUUCUAGGACACUUCACUAAUUUACAGGUUCUACAUUAGCCUUUAGAACUAAUAAUAUUUUACAUUUAAAGAGUGUGGAUUUAAUAGUUCCAGGACAUUUGUAGUUUAAAAAUUUAGUAUGCUUUGCCAUAAGGAGGAAUGAAUAAUUUGGUAAAUGUAUAUUUCAUUCCCAGCCUUAACAGAUACUUAUUUGUUUAAAUGUAAACCUUUUCAUUUUAUUUUCUCCAAUUCUGUUCAUUUAUUUACCUUGCAAAUGUGUAUUGUGUCACUCUGUUUAAUGUUGUUCAAAAGGAGUCUUUGUUUUUGUUUGUUAAAAUAUAAAAUGUAGUUUUUUUUUUUACCUUCCUGGAAUUAUGUGUUUUGUUUUGAUUAAUCAAAUUUAAUCAUUAAGUGUUUUUUCUUAGAACAUAUGGUAGAUUUCUGAUGCUGUAAUCCACAAAGUUGAUCAAAGUUGGAUACCUUUCCUUUGGGACAAGCAGUUAGCCAGGUCAAAUUUUAAAUUACUAAUGAACCAAUAAAAGUACAUUCAUGUA
This is a messenger RNA of Astyanax mexicanus (Mexican tetra), 2788 nucleotides long. RefSeq names its product zinc finger protein 239-like. Gene Ontology annotation, molecular function: RNA polymerase II cis-regulatory region sequence-specific DNA binding; DNA-binding transcription factor activity, RNA polymerase II-specific. The coding region runs from base 857 to 1762 and encodes 301 amino acids. Gene Ontology annotation, cellular component: nucleus. Gene Ontology annotation, biological process: central nervous system development; regulation of transcription by RNA polymerase II. The record is from RefSeq and is a predicted model, not a curated record. NCBI's taxonomy places the organism in Eukaryota, Metazoa, Chordata, Actinopteri, Characiformes, Acestrorhamphidae. The transcript has 4 exons.